AUGAAAGAUGCUUAUUACACUUUGAAUGUAUUUACAUCUGUAAUUGAAAAUCUAACCUUGACCAAAAUUAAUAAUAUUUUCAUAAAAUCAUUGCGCAGUCGAGAUAAUAUUCAGAGUAAUGCUAUUACAUCUGCAGAUUUUAUUCAGAUUAUUAAUUGUCCCAUUGAAGUAUACUUAAAGACAUGGCUGAGAGAUUAUAGUUUUAAGACAGAUUUAGUUCUUAAGUUUCCUAACACUUUUGGAAAUUUUAGUCUGGAAUGUAAUCUGCAAGAAUGCGUUUUGAACCCAUGCAUCAUGCCUUAUGGCCAUGUAUUUCAAUUACAGACAGAUGCAAUGUCUGUACAGUUAGGAGGCUCAAGCAGAACUGCUUCAAAUGUGACAGUGCCUUUGCAUACAUUAGAAGUAAUAAACCGACUUCCACAAGGAGCUUUGUCCGACAUAUCAGUAAUAGGAGUCCCAUAUACAAUUACAGCAACAAAUUCUGUCAAUAUUAACUUUGAUAAGUUAACUGAAAAUUCAAAUAGAUUUCGAGCAUUAUGCUACAGCCUCGGAACUAAUGAAGAAUGUCUAUUAUGUAAACAAUAUUAUGAUACACAGGAUAAAAAUGCAUUUGUGUAUGGAAGAUUUGUUAUCAUCCCAGGAAAUAAUAUAAUGAUAGUUCAAGCAUUAGCUGUUUCAGAGUUAUUGCAGCCUUUUCACUUUAGUCAGGGUUUAAAUAGUACAUUAAAUGCAGAGGCAACAGCAUUCAUUCGUUCAGUUUUAGAAGGAGUACCGAUAUUGAAUGAAUACAAUCCAUCAGAGCAUAAAAGUGGAUUGUUAGAAGCUGUAACCCUACAUUCAGCUAAUAAGAAUAUUUUUGGGUCUGAGACUAAAACUUACAAUUACAAAAAUUCAAAUAAAGCUUCAGAUAUUAUAAACACUGAGACAGAAACUGUUUCCAGUUCCAACGAAAAUGAAGAAAAUGAAGAAUGUAAUAACAACAAAAAAUUUCAAAUAUUCAUAACAAGUGCUGGUAGUAGUAAACAAAAAAAGAUUCCAAUUAAGACAAGAAAGAGCUUACCAGCAAAAAAACCUAAAGUAAAAGACUUUGAAUUACCAGACCAUCCAGCUCUAAUGGAUGAAGAAGAUAUAAAGAAGUUAAGACAAUUGUUUAAAAAGAAAUAAUUGUUAAUAAGCUUCAAUUCAAGCAAGCUCAGUAUUAAAAUUUAUUGAAACAAGAAAAAGAAACUUGAACCAAAAGAUAUUUUUCUUCUCUUUUUAUUUAUGAUAGGCAUACAUGAAUUAUAAAUUCUGAAGUGAUGUUACAAUUUAAUGUAUAAAUAUGAAAUAUUUUGUGUUGUAUCAAUCAUUUUAUAAUUUU
Ctenocephalides felis (cat flea) is the source of this 1360-nucleotide messenger RNA. RefSeq lists its product as uncharacterized. NCBI's taxonomy places the organism in Eukaryota, Metazoa, Arthropoda, Insecta, Siphonaptera, Pulicidae. The record is from RefSeq and is a predicted model, not a curated record. Bases 1 to 1164 code for a protein of 387 amino acids. The transcript is spliced from 6 exons. Gene Ontology annotation, biological process: meiosis I; spermatogenesis; male meiosis chromosome separation.